Molecule: messenger RNA, 888 nt
Organism: Stylonychia lemnae
Lineage: Eukaryota; Ciliophora; Spirotrichea; Sporadotrichida; Oxytrichidae
Source: the annotation of a GenBank genome assembly
AUGGAUGUGAAAUAUAAAAAGAUUGAAAAUUAAACUGAGCCAGAAUAAGAUGAGGAUUUGCUAUAGUCUAAAGACAGAGAAUUUGAUGAACUUAUUUCCACAUAUCAAGUGAUUUGUUAGGACCCUAAACUAUCUAAGAGUCGGUAAUUCCAGCAGGCUUUAAAAGUUUGUGAAGAAUAGAUCCUAAUCUUGAGAUCAAGAAAAUUAUCAUAUGUCGAAAGAUUAUAAAGUAUGAUAAGUGAUCUGAGAAUAGACACUUAAGAUGUGCAAACUGAUGAUGAAAACUAGAUAAAUGACAAAAAUACCAGAUCUAGUCUUAAAUAUCAAUUUGAUCUGUACUAAGAUCAGAUAUUGUAAAUCGACUUGCUAUUCGGCUUCAAGAGAAGCAAAGUAGUAGAUACUUAAAUCAGCAGGCAAUAUCUGGAAAGCCUUUUACAGAUAAAGGAAGGAAUCAGAUUUAUCUGUGACGAGGAUACAAUCUCGGAAAAAGUCCUUGAAUAAAUAUUCCAAUCUUAAUACUCUAAGAUUUUGAUUAUGAUAAAAACUGAUAAGAACUAUAGAUAUGCUAUUCAUUAGACUAGUUCUAUAGUAAGACUGAUAUCAAUCACACAUUAAACUAUUCAUGAUUUAAAAUCUGAAAUGCAAUUUGAAGAUAACAAUUUGCUUAGUUCAUAGAUUAAAACUAGUGACUAGCAGAGUCUUCUUAUUUAAGUUGGGUUAUUCAAAGAUGUUAAAAUAUACAAAGACUUGGCUAGUAAAAUACAUGAAGCAGCUCUUGGAAUGUGCUUUGAAAAUUCAGGUAAAGCAAAUAAUCUGAGUGACUAUGAGUAUCUCGGAGGUGACUAAUAGUUUGCUAUUGAGAAUAUAGAAGUGUAUCAAUUAUAUUGA